Molecule: messenger RNA, 1809 nt
Organism: Falco peregrinus (peregrine falcon)
Lineage: Eukaryota; Metazoa; Chordata; Aves; Falconiformes; Falconidae
Gene: C11H1orf115
Product: chromosome 11 C1orf115 homolog
Exons: 2
Coding region: 34-423 (129 amino acids)
Source: RefSeq, a predicted model, not a curated record
CACACCUGCGGCGCGGCGGCGGGCGGCGGCACCAUGGCGGUGGGUGCGCGGCUGGGCGCCAAGGCCAGGGGCCGCUACUCCCGCCGCGGGGCCGGCGACGACCAGGUCUCCAUCCUGCCCGGCGAGGAGGCGGCGGGGCAGGGGCAGGAGCAGCAGGAGCAGCAGCAGGAGCAGGAGCAGGAGCAGGGCGCUGCCGCCAGGAGGGUGCGCUUCGCCCUCCUGCCCGACUCCUACGAGCCGCUGCACCCGCCGCGGGCCGCCCGCAAGCGGCCCUACGGGCAGCGCCUGAGGAAGUACGGCAAGAACGUCGGCAAAGCUCUGCAGAAGGGAUGCCACUACUUGGUGGUCGGCCUGCAAGGAUUGGCGACGGCCUAUUCUGCUCCCUUCGGAGUGGCGGCUCAGGUGGCAUCCUUCGUCCGCUAGCGCAGCUCCACGCACCCCACAGGGGAGGACCUGAGGACAUUGCUGCUUUCUUAGGAUUAAAUCUGAAACCCGCACCUGAGAAACCUCUUGGACAAACAUUCCCAGCCCGGAGCCCCUCCACCAGCCCCUUCUCCAGGACUGGGGGCUCUUCUCUGCAAAAACUUCCAGCGCUUUAUGAAAUCAGAUCAGGUCUAAGAAAUGCAAGGAUAAGGAAAUAAUCUUCAAUUCAUUGAGCUGAAGUUUGUUCUCAGAUAUGAGUUGGCUUUCUAGAGCUUUGCGCUGUGUGUGGAAGGGAGCCAAGGAUGGAUGGAAAAGCAAGUAGAUGAGGGGGAGAGAAAUGAAAGAAAACAGAGGAUGCAGGAGCAGGUGGGGAGGUGGAGGUCUGAGUCUGGCUAGUGAGAGGAACUGUCAGAGCAGUGGAGGAAACGGGUAACAGGGGAUCAGGAAAAGAUAAGUCUUUGGGGUUCUGAAGUAUUUUUUUUUUUCCUUCAGAGGGUUAAGAUUAUGAGUAUACUUAAAAAUGUACCUGGAUAGAGAUGGAUUGUGGUCUGAGACGCAGAGAGCUUUGCUGCAUUGCAGCUGUUCAGUUCAAACACUAGGCAUAAUGAGUUUAUGUCUUAAGGCCGAUGCAAAAAUCCAGAAAGAAAAUGAGGUGUGUUUGUCUUCUGAUUUGGGGGCAUUAAAGGUUCACUGUGAUUAGUAUUUCAAACUUUUCCUCUGCUGCUGUGCAAUCUGCAUGUAUUUUUUUGACAGAGCUGGUUUUAUAUCUGAUAUACCUGAUUCUGGAAGCUGGGGCAUAAGAACACCCAGUUCUGUGAUGUUCGCCAGGAAAAAAAAUGAAUGAUUAACUACGUCUGCAAAAAAAGUACAUACAGCGUUUGGUAUGAGAAUGUACAACUGUUUGGUGUAAGAAUGGGGCCACAUAACCUGCCAGCUCCAUCUUUGUUUCCAUUUGUGGAAGUUUAGCUAGAGGAUGUCAACAUCAGAUGGCUCGGCUCCAUGGUGCGGAUGGAGCAGCUUCCAUGUCACACCUCCAGGGAUAUAAAUUUUGUAUUGAUGACACAGAAACAAGGGGGUUGAUGUGCCUUCAAAAUUUUGGGGGUUUGGGGUUUUUUUCUGUCUUUUGUGGUAGAAGGAAAUUAUUUAUUUCUCUGCUACCACUUUCUGUAUUAUAGAUCUUUCUAGUUUUGAUACUGGGUUUUGUAAUCAAGGCGUUGAUUUAUCUGGAAAAAAAUGCUGUUUGCUUUCUUUGCCUUUUUUGAACAAAGAGGUUUGCACGUCUUUGCAAGCCUCACUAAUUCUUUUCAAUGUAGCAGAUGAAACAAAGGUGGGUUUUUUAUUGCUCUUUUCUAACUGGACUGUAAAUAAAAGUAAUGUGGUCCAUGU